Spirometra erinaceieuropaei is the source of this 3199-nucleotide messenger RNA. The record is from the annotation of a GenBank genome assembly. NCBI's taxonomy places the organism in Eukaryota, Metazoa, Platyhelminthes, Cestoda, Diphyllobothriidea, Diphyllobothriidae.
AUGACCCUGGCUAAGACUGCGAGGAAGGAGGAACCAGAGGAGGAUCUGUCGAAUGGGAAGGUCAUCACAAAGGAGGACGAGGGAGCAGUGUCUCCAGCCUGCGGUGGCGGUUGGUGGGGUGGCUGUCAUCACCACCACGGAUGUUGCUGGCGUCGCUGCUGCCACCAUCAUCACCACUGUUGCCACCACCAUCAUGGCUGGGGCUGGGGUUGGGGUUGGUAAACACGCACAGUGCGUCAUUUCCUGUUAGCUAAUAAAGAGGUUGUCCCUUACUUGUGCCUUGUCUGCUUGAACUGCAGGUCAAAUCUGUGAUGUCAGAGAACUGUUUGGAUUCACAUCAAAUGAUUAGUUUUGAGCUGGAGUUCUUGUGGGAGUGCGGACUAGGAAGGGCGAAAUUUAACUAACUACCAAACCGUCCCUCUUUCAGAAUCCAAGCAGCAUGUAACGUGGCAAUGCUUUGAAUUGUAGCGAUGGGGGAAGCAUAACGCACUCAGUUAUGCUGUAGUAACCAUGGUCUUGCUGAUAAGGUGAACCCCAAAUCACCGAGUGUUGGGCGGUCGAACUGUCAGUGGUAUAGCUAGGCUAUGGUAAUAAAUCGACGAUAGGGACACAUAAGUUUCGAAAUUCGUGGUCGCUUUUAGUGUCUCUUAGUCGCGGGCAGGAGAAGUUACUUAGGAAACUUGAAAGUCCCCAGGGCCCUGUCAAGGUAUUUGUGCCCAAUUGUAUGGGGACCUCCAUCUCUCUUCCGGGUCUGUUUAUCCACCUGUCCCAUGUGCUGUGACUUUUGACCAACUACCCCGUCUCCUGGGAAUGCGUUGACGCUUCGGCGAUAUGUGGGUCUGUCCAGACCACCUGCGACCUUUCCAGUGGAUGAUGUACUUUAUUUCCCGGAUGUUCUGAACGAGAGCCUUCAAUUAAGGCGUUUACGUUUUGCGGAAGUGGCUGUCCUUUGCUGUUUUUAAGGAACCGGAUUCAGGAGAAAAACCAGUUUUUUCAUGCAAACUGGAGAUAGAAGACUGCUUUCUUGUUCUCGAUGUGGGAGUUGACAGGUAUCAUAUUAGAGGCCCUAGGAACUGAGCUCUGAAAGGCGUGCCUGAAUGCCAAAUGCCUGUUUUCUUGACACGGACCGUUAGCUGGCAGAGAACAUACAUAAGCAGAACUGUUGUUAAGAGCAAAAUUGUGAUAAGCUAAUCCUAUGUGAAUGAAAGUAUUCAGUUCUGUUGGAGCCCAAAGCAACGCCCAAGGUGCCCUGAUUCCGAGGGAAAUCGGCUUGGUCGCAGCUCUGUGGUCGUGCAGGUUCGCUGAUCAUUUUAUGGCGUUGGUGUCUCCACUUUAAAUCCGCCCGCUGGAGCGUGCUGCCUUCUCUCAUGCAGGAUUGUAUCGUACACCCUUGAGUUUCCCAUGAUACAGAUAUCCGUCAAUCUAUCAUGGUAUUCAAGGAUGCGCAUAUUAGGCCCAGUGUACUUAACAGACAAUUAACUGUGAGCCCUGUUGGGUGACAACACAACAUCGUAUGCAUUUGUCUUUUAAAACACACACACACACAAUAAAAUCAGGUAAUUUGCAAAAGCUUCGAAAUUUCCCACGCAAUACAAAAAGUCUUCCUAUCGUGUAAUUUCUCGAGGGAAGACAUGUAAAUGAAUGGCCUCUAAAAGCGUUUUAAAUAGUGCAUCUGUACACGGAAAAUGUGAAAGUCUGGUCUAUGUCCUACCAUGCUACCACCCUAGCUUGGGCAAAAACGAGAAAGGACCGGUACUUAACCCGAAGAGAAUGGCCUAAACGUCCUCUAAUUUAUGGUAAGUGUCGAAUCUCACGUGACACUGGUCCAUAAUUUUUGACAGGCUUUAAAAUGGAAGAUAAUGCUCGGAUGAGGUCGCAAAAAAGGAUUGAGGGGAGGCUGGCAGUUGCAUUGCAUGAUUAGCGAGGUUUGCAUUCAAACCCCUUGUCGGAACAAAAAUCAGCUGAAUGGUAGUCAACUAACAGCGGGCAGACUGCAGAGGACACUUAACCCAGCGGCCUUGUGAUGGGAAACAGAACGCCGAUAGUCCUGCAGGCGGUCGCAUGUACUUCUGAGAAUUCUGGAGCUGGCUUAGCUGGCAUCAGUCCUAGCCAAUGCACCCAGACGCAUAGGCAGAUCCGUCAUAUCCUGAACAUGCGUCCUCUUUUAACACAACGAAUGACGGAGGUGUCCGAUCUUAGCAGUCUGUUUACAUCUUUAUUAUUACUGGGCUGCAUGCUGAACGCACACACUGCCUUGGCAGACGCAAGUUGUCCCUAUGUCAAUGGACACUGCUCAGUCCAAAAGCUGGUCACCGCUAAGAUGAUGCAAGUCGGCGAUUCACCGAGCGACAGUCAGGCAAAAGGAAGUAGUCCUCAGACUCGACGGUCCCCUCCGGUGGUCAGUUACGUGGUCCUACCACUAAAGAGGUGGAAAUGCACCUGCGGAUUAAGGUCCUUUUGUCCCACAAGAAGAAAUAUCUUCGGGUAAUGAAGUGAAGCUAUUGGCAAGAACUACAAGCGUAGGGGCCACGGAACACAAAAACUGCCGAGGAUGAUUGCAAACCUCUGCUAUUACACAGGGUAGACUCGCCCGCAGUCAGCAAGUCUACUGCCUAAACAAUGACGACCUAACCGAUUGAAAAUAUAAUUUCGGCUAAAUUUUCCUCUACAAAAUGCUGGAGACGACUCCGCGCAUAGUCUGUUAUAACUGUAGUUUCCAUCGGAAGGCCACGAAAUGAACGCAUAAGGGUCUAUAUCGGAUCAAACCGGGCGCAACCACCUUCGUCUAACCCUCAACGCUGGCAGCUGGAGAGCACAGAACCUUUAAGAAGGAGUCAACAGUACAUUUGGAUCCACUUCUCACAGCCCGCAGGAUGUCUGUGGUUAAGAAAUAAUCACUACACAGAUGAAAUGCUUUGCCGGAUUAAGGGAAAAAAAGACGAAAAGUAGAAUAGUAUUACUUUAUUUGUUAGCAGGAAAUAGCGGAAUUUGGGUGUUUACCAACCCCAACCCCAACCAUGAUGGUGGUGGCAACAGUGGUGGUGGUGAUGAUGGCAGCAGCGACGCCAACAACAUCCGUGGUGGUGGUGAUGACAGCCACAGCCACCCCACCAACCGCCGCCACAGGCUGGAGACACUGCACCCUCGUCCUCCACCUUCGCACUCACCUCCCUCUCUGGUUCCUCCUCAUCCUUCUUAA